AGAGAGAGAGGAUUAUAGAAGAAGGAAUCUCCGCCUCUCCGCAACACCCCUGUUUUUCUCUCUCCUGCACGCUGUAUUGUGUAUAGUUGUAUUGUAUACACUUCAAAACGUGUCCUAUGUGUUAACAAUCUUAAUAAAGCAAAACAAAAAGCAUCAUCUACAAGUAGUAACAAAUUUCAACCCAUCUUCUAAUCUUCUUCUACAUUAUUCUCCACCAUUUCCAAACCCAGAAAAACAAAUCAAAUAAAAUCUAAAAAUGACAGGAGCAAAGAAAUUCGGAGUAGCAGUAGAUUUCUCAAAGAGCAGCAAGUGUGCACUUCAAUGGGCAAUUGACAACUUAGCUGAUAAGGGCGAUACCUUAUUCCUCAUCCAUGUUAAACACUCUUCUCAUGAUGAAUCUCGAAAUCUUCUCUGGGUUAAAUCUGGCUCCCCUCUUAUCCCUUUGGUGGAGUUCAGACAACCUGAGGUUAUGAAGAAGUACGAGGUUCAGACUGACAUUGAAGUUCUUGAUAUGUGUGAUACUGCUUCUCGCCAAAAAGAGAUUCAUAUUGUGACAAAAAUAUACUGGGGAGAUGCAAGGGAAAAGGUGAUGGAAGCCGUUGAAGAUCUGAAAUUGGAUGCUUUGGUAAUGGGAAGCAGGGGACUUACUGGUCUUAAAAGGAUAAUCAUGGGGAGUGUGGCAAACUAUGUGAUCAGCAAUGCUAAUGUACCAGUGACCAUUGUCAAAGAGCCAGGAACCCAUAAGGCCUGAUUUGGUUUGAGUGGUCUAAUUCAUGUAAUAGUACUGGUUAAGACCGACCGAUGUUGAUGGUUGUUUGUUUUACUAACGAGGGUUCAGAGCUCAUCAGUGCUGCUGUAUUUUUUCUCUUGGAUACCUAAUUUGUUGUUGUUGUUGUUGUUGUUGUUGUUGUUGUUGUUGUUGUUGUUGUUGUUGUUGUGGCUGUUAAUAAUUCUGGGAUGGCCUCGGAUCGGGCCAACUAGAAGAUAUCAUUACAGUGUAUUACUUGCAUCUCUUCAUACUUUCAUAGUAAUAAAGGAAACCGUUGUUUACAUUUUGGAACAA
This is a messenger RNA of Spinacia oleracea (spinach), 1063 nucleotides long. RefSeq names its product universal stress protein PHOS32. The coding region runs from base 257 to 751 and encodes 164 amino acids. Lineage: Eukaryota; Viridiplantae; Streptophyta; Magnoliopsida; Caryophyllales; Amaranthaceae. The record is from RefSeq and is a predicted model, not a curated record. The transcript has 4 exons.